AUGAUCGUGGUCCCGCAGUUGCUCAUCAGGUGGCAGUGGCUCAAGGCCACGAAAGUCCGUGUGCCGUGGCGGGUAAAGGCGAUAUUGGGCCUGGACAGGACUGCCUUCCCAGUAAGGCCAAAGAAGAAGUUAAGAUCAAGUGGUGCAAAGCGUAGGAGGCUCGAGCGUAAGUUGGUGGGUGCGGCGGUUGCGAUGCGGCAACUCGUCAAGGAGUACGUGUGGAGUGAAAGUGAGGGAGUCGAAACAGAUUCGGAGGUGAGCGACAGUUCAGAAGAUAUGGUGCAAGAGACACCAAGCGUUCCCCGAGUCCUGAACGGGUGGAGGGUGAUGAGGUUGGGCAGUCAGGUCGGACGGGGCCUGUGCUGCGUUUGA
This is a messenger RNA of Sphaeroforma arctica JP610, 372 nucleotides long. RefSeq lists its product as hypothetical. The transcript has a single exon. Bases 1 to 372 code for a protein of 123 amino acids. The record is from RefSeq and is a predicted model, not a curated record. Lineage: Eukaryota; Ichthyosporea; Ichthyophonida.